Molecule: messenger RNA, 1924 nt
Organism: Scleropages formosus (Asian bonytongue)
Lineage: Eukaryota; Metazoa; Chordata; Actinopteri; Osteoglossiformes; Osteoglossidae
Product: coagulation factor VII-like
Exons: 8
Coding region: 24-1379 (451 amino acids)
Biological process (GO): proteolysis; blood coagulation
Cellular component (GO): extracellular region
Molecular function (GO): calcium ion binding; serine-type endopeptidase activity
Source: RefSeq, a predicted model, not a curated record
GUGCAAGUUAGGCACAAUUCACCAUGUGGCUACAUGUCCUCUGUCUCUCGCUGGUGCUCUCCAGCUCCCGUUCGGCCUCAGUGUUCCUCGGCCGGAACGAGGCCCACGGCCUCCUGGAGCGAGUCAGAAGGGCCAAUUCAGGCUGGUUUGAGGAGCUGAAGAUGGGGGACUUGGAGCGCGAGUGCCUGGAGGAGAAAUGCUCCUAUGAAGAAGCUCGCGAGGUGUUUGAGCACAAACAAAUUACGGAUGAGUUUUGGAAAACAUACAAUGUUGUAGACCAGUGUCAUUCCCAUCCAUGUCAGAAUAAUGGAACCUGCACCAGCCAGUCCUCAUCCACCUACACAUGUCUCUGUCUCCCGGGUUUCAGCGGCCGAAACUGCGAACGGGUGUUCAAGGCUACACCUGACAACUGCCUGCACCUGAAUGGGGGUUGCGAGCACUUCUGCCAUGAGGAAGGAGGAGGGCGUCACUGCUCUUGCGCUGAUGGCUAUGUCCUGGACGCAGAUAAGCAGAGCUGCUUGUCACAAGAGCGGUUCCCUUGUGGGAAGAUCCCAAUCCUGCAGGAUACACAUCCAAAGAAGGGAGACCACCCAGAAGACCCUCGUGGCAGAAUUGUUGGGGGAAAUGAAUGUCCCAAGGGACACUGCCCCUGGCAGGUUCUUCUGAAGUACAAGGGCAAGGGCUUCUGUGGGGGAAUAAUAUAUAAACCCCUGUGGAUCCUCACUGCUUCACACUGCCUUGAAAAAAUGGAAACUGAGCAUCUUACAGUAGUUGCAGGAGAACAUGACAUUGACGUGAUCGAAGGUUCGGAGCAGACCGUAAAGGUAGCUCAAAUUAUAACGCACAAGAGCUACGUGUCCAAGACGUCAGACAACGACAUUGCCCUGCUGCGAUUGAAGGAGCCCAUAGUGUACUCGCCAUUCGCCGCACCCGUGUGCCUGCCCCAGCGGGAGCUGGCAGAGCGCGAGCUGUGGGCCGUAAGCCUCCACACCGUCAGCGGAUGGGGCAAGCGCAGCGAGGAUGGCCCCACCUCCCGGCUCCUGCGCAGGCUUCAGGUGCCACGCAUACGCACGCAGGAGUGCGUGGAGAACAGUGGCGUCAAGAUCACCAUCAACAUGUUCUGUGCUGGAUAUAUCGAGGGCAAGCAGGAUUCGUGCAAGGGUGACAGCGGCGGGCCCCUGGUCACGCAGUACAGAGACACCUGGUUCCUCCUGGGUAUUGUCAGCUGGGGGAAGGGCUGUGCCCGCCCAGGGAAUUAUGGGAUAUACACACGGGUGUCCGUCUAUGUGGACUGGGUCCGUAAACACACGGCACCACCUGACCAGAACUCGAAUUCCACUGUUGUUACCGCGCGCAAAGUCAAUCACACUGCCGUCUGAAUCAGAAAAGCCUGAACAGUUCUCACCCACAUAGCGCUAAAUAAGUGCUCCACAUUACCUCGCCAACAUCCUACAGACUCACCCACGUUUCCAGCAUAACUUAUUUUGUACGUUAUGUGCCGUCUAACCGUUGUUUUUGCACUUCAUGCAGAUUACAAUUUUUUUCAGGACACGGGUCACAUUUUGUGGGAGUUUAUUCAAAUCAUUUUCUCUGUAAAAUGAAGCUGUAAAUCACUUCAUUCUUUAAUGCCUUUUUAAACUUCAGCUCAUCUAAUAAUUUCUCUGCAAGCACAUACUUAAGCAAUGUCUUAUUUUGUAAGGUGCGGGUUUUGUUCUGACAAUUUGUUCCGUGAGCAGUUCCCUCGAUGUUGCAAUUCAAAUUUGUUUUAAAGCCAAGUUUGUUGCUUGAGAGUCUGCCUUGAAUUGAAUUGUAUUUGUCUUUGUGCAUUAUGCAUUUGUCUUUAUGUAUCCAUUUUGAGUCAAGUUUACACAUUAAAAGAGCUUCAGGAGUUCAUUGGAAGUCGCUUUGAAGAAAAGUGUCUACU